UCUUUGAAACUUUUAAAUUACUAAUGCUUUUUAUUGUCUAUAUUUGAUAUGACUGCUAUUUUGUUCUCCUAGCUUUUUUGGGGUUUUAUUAUUAUAAAAUGACAAGAAACGUCAUUUUGAAGCAUUCCGUUUCAGUGUUCUACACCUGCCUAUUCAUCUACUUCUGUAUUUGGUCCUUCCCGGUGAAUUAACUUCCUUUACAUUUAGGUGAGAGUCUCUUCACUAAAAACAAAUACUGAUAAUUAGAGGGCUUCCAAAUACUGGAACUCUUUAUUUUGGGCUAUACUCAUUCCAUUUCAGUUAAUAUUUAAGAUGUGGGCCAUUUAACAUAUAGGUGGAGGAAAUAGUAUUAAUUUCCAAUUUAUAUCAAAUUUCAUUGACUUCUUGAAAACUAAUACAGUUUUCGAAUCUGGAGGUCACCUUCACAUCUUUCAGAUAAAAAUUGCCUUUAGAUUUGUCAUUUUAGGGAAUGUUAUGCCUGUGUUCAUUUGACCAAAAUUGAUUUAAGUUCUUUAGCCUUACUAAAAGUGGCUUCCUUUUUGUGUAUAAUGAGGAAAUUAUUACAUAGCAUGAUACAUAACAGCAUGUGAUAUACCUAUUAAACUGUUUGUAAACAAGAGUACAAAGUUUUGUACUGUUUCUUUACUUCUUAUAAAGCAUGUGGUGUAUGCUUUUCUACUGUUGUUAAUGAAUCCUAUAUAUCAUUGUAUCUCUAGAAAUAAUUUUUCACACAGAUGCAUGCUGUCCUACUUUUCCUUCCCUGUUUCCCAUUUGAAGUGAUAAGCACUAACAGUGAUCACUUGGAACUUUUAGUGUGCCUUUUUCUGUUACUUCUUUUUGAAAAUGAAAUUUUGCAGUUUUAUUCCUUUACCACUGGACUUCUUUAGGUUUGUUUUAAACAAAAUGGGUAAGACUUUUGAAAGCCUUUUUUCUAGUGUUUACCUGAAUGUUCUCUUAUUUUAUUCAUUCUAAAUUGAAUUCAUUUUAUACCUAGAUAGGAUUUUAUUGUGUUAAUGGCUACAUUAAAAAAAAAAAAACUGAUAACUGAGUUGUCAUUGUUAAGAAAUGGACUUAGAUGUUUUUUAAAUCUAAAAGCAGUGUUAUAUUUAAUUAUGGUUCCUAUUCAUGGUUAUAUGUUUUGUAGCACUUUCUCAUCCUUAGUAUUACAGCAUAGUAUAGAAUUGUAUGGAUAACUAGUAUAUGGAAUUAAGAAAUAAAGCUUUAGAGAAGUUUUGUUUCCCUGGAAACUUGAAAGGGUGAGCUGUUCUGUUUAAAUAAUGGAGAGCCACUUAAUUUGCCCUAAGUUGAGCUUAGUAAAGAAAGAUGUUGAAGAAAGAUAUUAAAUAUAGGUUAAGAAAUACACACACACACUUAGGAGAAAAUGAAACAAUUUUCAGCUUGGUAUUGUGAAAUUUGAGUCAGCUUCUCUUAAAUCCUGUCUAAAGAAGCUAGAGAGAUUAAAGUCCAUUUAUUUUGCAAAACUGAAGAGUAAAAUAUAGACAUUUACAAAAUCUGUAAAUUGGAUAUAUCAUCCAAAGCAAAAUAUUUAAAUCUGAUUUUUGUUACUGUUAUUAAUGUUUAAAAUGUGACGAAUUCUUAAAUUUUUGUAACAAUCUCUUGUUUAAUGUCAUUUUUGUCUGACUAACAUUUUCAAGUAACUAUAAUUUGCAUCUUAGUCCAUUUUUUUUUAAUGUUCUUUCAUGUUUGGUAUAUUUUUUUUGUUUGUUUGCCCUAAAACCACUUUAAGCUAACAAAAGAACAUUUUCCUUACGUUUUUCUCUGUUGCAAUGACUUUUAAUAGGUUACUGAAUUUACAUAUAUUCUGAGGUGAAGACUACAAUGGCAAUUUAAAAUUAUUUUUACUUCUCUAUAUAUUUUGAUUCUUUUGUGGGGUGGGGGUGAGGGUAAAUCAUUUGAUUUCUUUGAAGUUCUCCCCUCCCCCCCCCCCCCCCAUAUCUGGAGAUGAGAAAGUUAUUAUGCUCUUUGCUGCAAAAUUGGCUAAUGUCAUUUUACAGGGACCUUUCAUUUCUGUGAUUUCUCCUUCCCUCUCCACCAGGAAAGAAUGCCUUACUUAAGUCACAAUGCCUCCAAGACAUCCGAUGCUUUGACACUCUCCUUAGCACAGCUCUGCUAAGCCCAAAUCCCUUUUGUAAACCUUUAUGUUGAUGAUCCAUGGGGCAGCGGGGAAUUACACGUGCCACGAAUAAAACUAGGAGAGGGCAAGGAACUUGAGUCCUGUUAGAGUGGGGUGAGUGGAGGUGAAUUAAUCCUAGGUGAGCAGAGGGGAAAGGUAUGUCAGUGAUUAUGAAUGUAACUGGGGGAGAAAGGGAAACAGUAGCAAAGGCAUCCCUGUUGGGAAGAAUAAGAAGUAGAAGAAGGGAGAUGGGGGCUGUUUUCAAUGUCAGUGUCUCAAGAAACUAAGUUAUUAAAAAUUGCUUUUCUGUUGAGGACCAGUAUUGAAGUAUCCUGAUUCCCUCUAAAGUACUUAUUUUAUCUUUUCUAAAGUUAUCAUUAAUUGGAUUAUAUAAUUUAAAAAUAAUUACAGCAGUGUUUUCUGUACAUCCUUGUGAUGUUUUUAGGUUGUUUAUUCUGUUGAUGCUUAGUAACAUGAUGAAAAACUGGGCAGGUGGUCCUCUCUGAGUUUGGGGGUUGGGGGUUUAUUUUUUAUUUUUGUUUUUUGUUUUUUUUUUUUUUUAUUUGGUGGAAGUACUUAAACCAACUUAAAUGUGAUGACUGAGGAUUAAGUCUGGCAGGCAACUCUUUGUAUUUUGCAUUAGACUUCAAAAUCUUUUCUUCUUCUUCUUCUUCUUUUUUUUUUUUUUAAAUCCAGGAGAAUGCUUUAUUGCAACUUUUAGCUGACUAGAUGCUUAACUUAGUAACAAGUUUAGCCCUUGUAACUGGCUAGCUAAAAGCAAAUCGGCUUGUUUCUCAGAUCUUUGGGGGAUAGCAAGAAACAUUUGAGUGAAUGUUGUUGAAGAUUUUCAGUAGUAUAGAAAAUGAUGGCGCUCUUGUGAUAUUUGUAAGUACAAGCAAGGAUUUGGCACAGACAUCCUAUUUCAUGGCUACCAACAGUCUGCAUCUUACAACCUUCUGUCUUCAGUAUAAACCAACAGUGAUAGCAUGUGUAUGCAUUCAUUUGGCUUGCAAAUGGUCCAAUUGGGAGAUUCCUGUGUCAACUGAUGGAAAACAUUGGUGGGAAUAUGUGGAUCCUACAGUUACUCUGGAAUUACUAGAUGAGCUAACACAUGAGUUUCUACAAAUAUUGGAGAAAACGCCUAGUAGGUUGAAGAAGAUUCGAUACUGGAGGGCUAACCAGGCAGCUGGGAAACCAAAAGUAGAUGGACAAGUAUCAGAAACGCCUCUUCUGGGUUCAUCUUUGGUGCAGAAUUCCAUGUUAGUAGAUAGUGUUACUGGUGUGCCUACCAAACCAAGUUUUCAGAAACCAUCUACAUCAGCUUUCCCUGCACCAGUACCUCUAAAUUCCGGAAAUAUUUCUGUUCAAGACAGCCAUGCAUCUGAUAAUUUGUCAAUGCUAGCAACAGGAAUGCCAAGUACUUCAUAUGGUUUGUCAUCACACCAAGAAUGGCCUCAGCAUCAAGAGUCGGCAAGGACAGAGCAGAUAUAUUCACAGAAACAGGAAACAUCUUUGUCUGGUAGCCAGUACAACAUCAACUUCAAGCAGGGACCUUCUGUAUCAUUGCAUUCAGGAUUACAUCACAGACCUGACAAAAUUUCUGAUCAUUCUUCUGUUAAGCAAGAUUAUACUCAUAAAGCAGGGAGCAGUAAACACCAUGGGCCAAUUUCUGCUACUCCUGGAGUAAUUCCUCAGAAAAUGUCUUUAGAUAAAUAUAGAGAAAAACGUAAGCUAGAAAGCCUUGAUCUGGAUGCAAGGGAUCAUUAUAUAGCUGCCCAGGUAGAACAGCAACACAAACAUAUACAGUCUCAGGCAGCCAGCAGCAGUUCUGUGACUUCUCCCAUUAAAAUGAAAAUUCCCAUUACAAAUGCUGAAAAACCUGAAAAAUACAUGGCAGAUAAGAAGGAAAAGAGUGGAUCACUGAAAUUACGGAUUCCAAUACCACCCACUGAUAAAAGUGUCAGUAAAGAAGAACUGAAAAUGAAAAUAAAAGUUUCUUCCUCAGAAAGACACAGCUCUUCUGAUGAAGGCAGUGGGAAGAGCAAGCAUUCAAGCCCACAUAUUGGCAGGGACCAUAAGGAGAAGCACAAGGAGCACCCUUCCAACCGCCACCACCCCAGCAGUCACAAGCAUUCCCACUCCUACAGUGGCAGCAGCAGUGGCGGCAGUAAGCACAGUGCCGACGGAAUACCACCCACUGUUCUGAGGAGUCCUGUUGGCCUGAGCAGUGAUGGCGUUUCCUCUAGUUCCAGCUCCUCGAGGAAGAAGCUGCAUGUCAAUGAUGCGUCUCACAACCAUCACUCCAAAAUGAGCAAAAGUUCCAAAAGUUCAGGUAGUUCAUCUAGUUCUUCCUCCUCUGUUAAGCAGUAUAUAUCCUCUCACAACUCUGUUUUUAACCAUCCCUUACCCCCUCCUCCCCCUGUCACAUACCAGGUGGGCUACGGACAUCUCAGCACCCUCGUGAAACUGGACAAGAGGCCAGUGGAGACCAACGGUCCUGAUGUCAAUCACGAGUACAGUACAAACAGCCAGCAUAUGGACUACAAAGACACAUUCGACAUGCUGGACUCGCUGUUAAGUGCCCAAGGAAUGAACAUGUAAUCAUUUCUUUAGGUCAAUUUUUCUUUUACUUUUUUAAUUUAAAAAUUGUUAGAAUGGAAAACUUCCUCCUGAUCUAGCAGUGGUAACAUCUGCUGUUAACUACCACUGCUUCAAUAUUUGUAAGUGCUGCUUUAUUCUUCAUUCUGAAAAGAAGAGAUUAUAGUAAACAAGUCUUUAUCUCCACAUAUGAUAGUGUUAUAAAUACUGUAAAAGCAUGGAAGGUGCAAAACUCAGUAUUUCUACAAUUGCAGCUAAGAACAUUAGGGUGAAUGGCUGGCUGCUUCUAGGAAUAUAAGAUGCCUCAAGCAUUCGUUUAUUUAUAAUUUGAAUACUGUAGCUAUUUUUUGUUGUUGCUUGGCUUUUGAAUGAGUGUAAAUUGUUUUCUUUUGUGUAUUUAUACUUGUAUGUAUGAUUUGCAUGUUUCACUGAUAAAGGGAUAAAACAGUAUACUGACAACUGUUUACAAGAAAGUGGAGAAAAAUGUACAUACAUUUUUGUAUGUUUAGAUAUUACCAUAAAUACUCAGGAUUGGAGCUGCUUGUAAGUAUAACAAUAUACAGAAUAACUUUAUUUUAUCUUGUCAGAGUCCAUCACUAAUCUAAAACAAAGGUGGCACUUUUUCAUGUUAACCUUAAACUCUAGGCCUUACUGGAAGCCACUGAAGGGGGACACUUCACUACCAGAUGGGUAUGCAGUGCCACAGAUGGUUGUUUAUUCCAUGAGGCACUGAUUCUGCCUUCAGAGGUUCUAACCAGACUGGCUGCUGAAAGAGCCCCUGAUUUUCUGAAGGCUUGAAGAGGAAAAAAUAAAGUUUACAUACUCUUGAUGUGAAGUGCAUUUAAGUGUUUGUUGGCUUGUUGCAGUACUAUAAUCACAGAGGUGUUCAUAAUGGUUGUGUAGAUUACUGUGAUUUGAAAACUAAAUUCACAAAAACUUACAUUAGUGCAGAAUUAGUAAGUUUUUUUCUUAAAUAAAGAACUUUAACACUACAUAUUUUAACCGUAAGCAGAAUCGCUUUUCCUUUGGCAUUCAGAAUGACACCAUGUUCUUAAACAUACCCCUCCCUUGAAGUGUGUUUGUGUGUGAUGCCAUAUUUCUUUUUCAGGUAAAUGCAGUCUUCCUUAUAAAAAUGAAAUUAAACCUAUUGCUCUCUCAGUUGUUUUAUAUUCUAACAAUAAAUAAACAAAAAAGGUCACUGACUGUGCAUUGUACCUGUAUUUAUAUCUUAACGGUUGUUAACAGGAAGCUCUCUGAGGGGAAGAAAAAAGGUAAGCCUCCAGAUAAAACAGCUAGUGGAGGUUUUCCCUUUGUUUGCACAUCUCAGUAUAUUCCUGUUGAGGUCAAGUUUGCACAGUCUCCUGACUUCUGAGCAAAUGAUAGACUUUAACUUAUUUAAAAUUGGUCUUAAAUGCCAGUAACAUGGCUCUGGUUUGUCAGCUAAUCUUCAAUUCUGUGGUAAAUCUUUGAGCUGUUGAGCAUCUUUGAGUUGGGUUGAAUUCAACGUGUUGAACUGAAAACUGUCUUAAUUUUUUCCUCUAUGUAUAUGAAUUAUUUUUGUUACAAAGCCACUGAUAUGUGCACAAUUGUAAUUUUACUCAAGUAUGUUGCAGUUGUAAAUAUUAGAGUUUAAUCUCGUGCUCUACUUUUAUUUAGCAGUUACUUGAUUUGCCAGUAGCUUUAUAAUUUUUUUUAAGAUAAUUAUUCAUUAUUUUGUCAAUGUUAUUUGAAUUUAGGAUACUAGGAGUCUCUUUCUAGGGACUUUGCCUAAUUAGCAUGUCCUAACUUUGUUCUUGUCUUGCGUAACUUUAGUAAUCUUUGUCAUUACAUGUAACUUUGUUGCUCUGUAUGGCAUAUUAUUGUAUCCAUAAACAUGGUAAUUUUGAUACAGUUAUACCUUUACAGUGGUACAUAAUCCAAGGACUAGUAUAGAAUCAAGAGGAGUGCAAGAUGGGGGGGGGAAGGGGUUUUUUUUGUUCUUGGUAAUUUAGAUGUGAAACCUCUACGGAGCUAUCAUGUGAAAUGAUACUGGGUGGUUGUGCUACUGUAUAAUGGGGAUGAUGAUACCAGGAAUUUUAAUAAGAUUUUGUAAAGAAUAUCCAGAAAAGUAGUGAACUUAUUUUCAGUAUGACAUAGAAAACAAUGUGAAUAUUUAAGGUCUGUGACUAUACUUAAACUUCACUAAGAAUUUGCAGAAUUGUUUUGAGAUGUGAGAAUAAAGGUAAUUUUGUUGAAUCUUUUGGUGCUAAUGAUGGACAGUUAAAAAGGUAGCUAGUGUAUAUUGUUAUGGGGAAGUACUUAUUAGUUACUUCCAAAAUUGAAUUUGAAAUGCUAUGUAUUCACUUUUCACUCUGUAAAUGUAAUUCUUUACAAUGACUUUAUUUAUUAAAGGGCAGCCAGUUGUAAUUUUUACAGGGUUGUGUGAGCUAUUCAAACUCUUUAACCUCCGAACAGGAUAUUAGCUUCUAAAACCACAGUGGGGAUAAAAUAUGGAAAUUCUUUUAAGUUUCAUUUCCAUUAAAUGAGAACCCUUAUAAUUCAUAUUGCCAUGAAUUUGACCAUCUCGUUUGCAUAAAAUAGUUCAUCAGCCUGGUCCCAGUAGGCUCAACCAAAGAAAAAGACUCCAAUGAAUGGACAUUAUUACUGAGUCUUCUUGUAAGUAGCCAUAAAUAAACCAAAAUAGUAUCAAAUUUAGGUAUGAAAUUCCACAUGUGCAAAGUACUGUUAAGGUAAUACAUUUUUGAUGAGAUUUUUAAAAAUAUUUGAACUAUUAAAAACCGUUAUCUUUAAACAUCCUA
Odocoileus virginianus texanus is the source of this 7530-nucleotide messenger RNA. It is a transcript of the gene CCNT2, whose product is annotated as cyclin T2. Gene Ontology annotation, biological process: regulation of transcription by RNA polymerase II; positive regulation of DNA-templated transcription, elongation. Gene Ontology annotation, cellular component: nucleus; cyclin/CDK positive transcription elongation factor complex. The record is from RefSeq and is a predicted model, not a curated record. Lineage: Eukaryota; Metazoa; Chordata; Mammalia; Artiodactyla; Cervidae. Gene Ontology annotation, molecular function: cyclin-dependent protein serine/threonine kinase activator activity.